This is a messenger RNA of Impatiens glandulifera, 4024 nucleotides long. RefSeq names its product ribosome biogenesis protein BMS1 homolog. The coding region runs from base 243 to 3836 and encodes 1197 amino acids. Gene Ontology annotation, cellular component: nucleus; 90S preribosome. Gene Ontology annotation, molecular function: GTPase activity; GTP binding; U3 snoRNA binding. The transcript has 19 exons. The record is from RefSeq and is a predicted model, not a curated record. Gene Ontology annotation, biological process: maturation of SSU-rRNA from tricistronic rRNA transcript (SSU-rRNA, 5.8S rRNA, LSU-rRNA); ribosome biogenesis; endonucleolytic cleavage of tricistronic rRNA transcript (SSU-rRNA, 5.8S rRNA, LSU-rRNA). Lineage: Eukaryota; Viridiplantae; Streptophyta; Magnoliopsida; Ericales; Balsaminaceae.
AGAAAAGGAAGAGAGGCAGUGAAGAAGUUCAUGCUCUCUUCUCUCCUUCAAAAAUAAUCGGCAAAUUACUUCAUAUCUCCAGCAGCGACACAGAGCAAUCCCUUUCUCCGUAACUAUACAGAAGAGGCAGCCGCUUUUGAAGAUUUUGAUGAAAAUAAAACCUUCGAUUCCACAUCACUAGGACGUUCGGCAUCAUUCCCGUUAGCAGUUCAAAUUCAAAGUUAAGUUUCUACUCGUGAAGAAUGGCUAUAGAGCAGUCUCACAAGUCACAUAGGACGCGGCAAUCUGGGCCGUCAUCCAAAAAGGCUAAAUUGAGCAAGAAUUCAAACAAAGAUGCUGACAACUUGGAUGAUAAUAAGCAAAAGAAUCCCAAGGCAUUUGCUUUUAGUUCAAAGGUUAAAGCCAAGCGCUUGCAAUCUCGAGCCACUGAGAAAGAGCAACGGAGGCUUCGUGUGCCACAAAUCGAUCGCGCUAUUGGAGAGCCUCCACCAUAUGUUGUAGUCGUUCAAGGCCCGCCAAAGGUGGGGAAGUCUCUUCUUAUUAAGUCUCUUGUCAAGCACUACACUAAGCAUAACCUACCCGAUGUUCGCGGCCCAAUCACAAUUGUGUCAGGAAAGCAGAGGAGGGUGCAAUUUGUUGAAUGCCCAAAUGAUAUUAAUGGCAUGCUCGAUGCAGCUAAGUAUGCUGAUCUUGCAUUGCUGCUUGUUGACGGAAGCUAUGGGUUUGAAAUGGAAUCAUUUGAGUUCCUUAAUAUGUUGCAAGUGCAUGGUUUUCCCAAGGUAAUGGGAGUUCUAACGCAUCUUGACCAGUUUAAAGAUGUGACUAAACUUAAGAAAACAAAAAAGCGUCUCAAGCACAGGUUCUGGACUGAGAUCUACGAUGGAGCGAAACUGUUCUACCUGUCUGGGCUUAUUCAUGGGAAGUAUCAUAAACGUGAGAUACACAAUCUUGCAAGAUUUAUCUCCGUUAUGAAGUUUCCACCUCUGUCUUGGAGAACUGUCCAUCCUUACAUAUUAGUGGACCGAUUCGAAGAUGUUACACCUCCAGAGAGGGUGGAAAUGAAUAGCAAAUGUGAUAGAAAUGUCACCUUGUAUGGUUAUUUGCGAGGUUGUAAUCUGAAGAAAGGAACUAAGGUGCACAUUGCUGGUGUGGGUGACCAUGCCUUAACUGGUGUUGCAAGCUUACCUGAUCCUUGUCCACUUCCUUCUGCUGCUAAAAAGAAAGGUCUGAGAGACAAAGAAAAACUUUUUUAUGCUCCUAUGUCUGGACUGGGGGAUCUCCUAUACGACAAGGAUGCGGUCUAUAUUAACAUUAAUGACCAUUUUGUCCAGUUCUCUAAAUUGGAUGGGGAAAAUGGACCAGCAGCUAAAAACGGGAAUGACAGAGAUGUAGGCGAGGUUUUAGUGAAGUCACUUCAGAGUGCAAAAUCUACUAUUGACGAGAAGUUAGCUAAUAGCUUCGUCACUCUUUUCAGCAAGAAUCCUAAUAGCUUAUCAACUCUUAAGGACACUGAAAAUGGACACAGUUCUGGUCAAUCUGGAAAAGAAAUAGAGUCUGGGAACUCCAGUAGUGAAAGUGAUAUGGAAGACUCAGAUGGAAAAGAAUAUGCACAUGUCAGUGGUGAUGAUGAACAUUUGAAUAAGGAGGAUUCGUCACACAUAAAGCAGCAAUCCGAGUUCUCUGAUGGAAGAAUUAGGAGAAAGGCUGUAUUCAGAGAUGACAAUGAUAAAAAUGAUCUGGAGGAUGUAGGUGAAGGUGAUGAUGAUGAAGAUGGUGAUGCAUCCUCGGAUCCUGGUUCUGAGGAUGAAGAGGAUCAGAGUAAUGAUGAAGAUGAUGGUGAUGCAUCUUCUGAUCCUGGUUCUGAGGAUGAAGAGGAUCAGGGUAAUGAUGAAGAUGAUGAGAUGGGAGAAGCUUCCAAAUGGAAACAAUUCCUUGCUGAAAAGACAUCUUCGAAGAAAAAGGCCAAUCUGAUGCAACUUGUAUAUGGGAAAUCUUCAGCAAGUUCUGAUGCUUCAUUGAAUCAGACUGAAGCUGAAAGUGAGGAUGAAGGAGAAGACAACGAUUUUUUCAGGCCAAAAGGAACAGAAAAGAAGAGGAAGCCUGGUGAAGAACUACUGUAUGUUGAUAAUUUUGACAUUGAGGAUUCCUCGAAAUUAAUAAAUCAAUCUAGUGAUAAGGACUGGAAAGAUGAAGCUUUGGUUCAAAGCAUCCGUGAUCGCUUUGUCACCGGAGACUGGUCGAAGGCUGCUAGGAGGAAUCAAGAGCCAAAGGAAGCCAACUCUGAUGCUGAUGAGGACGUUUAUGGAGAUUUUGAGGACUUGGAAACAGGUGAGAAGCAUGGUGGACAAGAGACUGCUAGUGCUGGUGAUAAUGCCCAAGAUGAACAACGGAGACUCAAGAAGCUUGCACUUCGUGCAAAAUUUGAUGCUCAAUAUAAGGACACUGAACCACUUGAUGAGAAUGCUGAUGAAAAGCAACCUAGUAAGGCGCUUCAUAGAGAUGAAGCUAAUGAAAGCGCCUACUUUGAUAAGUUGAAGGAAGAUAUUGAACUGAGAAAACAGAUCAACAUAGCUGAACUGGACGAUAUUGAUGAAUCAACUAGAGCGGACAUAGAAGGGUACAGAACAGGGACAUACCUGCGUUUGGAAAUUCAUAACGUGCCAUUUGAGAUGGUUGAACAUUUUGACCCUUACCAUCCAGUUCUGGUGGGUGGGAUUGCACUUGGAGAGGAAAGUGUUGGAUGUAUGCAGGUUCGUCUUAAGAGGCAUAGAUGGCACAAAAAGGUUCUAAAGACUAGAGAUCCCAUCAUUGUUUCUAUAGGAUGGAGACGCUACCAAACUAACCCUCUGUAUGCCAUUGAGGACAUUAAUGGGCGCAAUCGUAUGCUCAAGUAUACUCCUGAACAUAUGCAUUGCCUUGCUAUGUUUUGGGGUCCUCUUGCCCCACCACAUACAGGAGUAGUUGCUGUCCAAAAUUUAUCAAAUAAUCAGGCGACCUUCAGGAUAACCGCAACUGCAACUGUAUUGGAAUUUAACCAUGAAGCCAAAAUAGUAAAGAAAAUCAAGCUAGUUGGUUAUCCAUGUAAGAUCUUCAAGAAGACUGCUCUAAUUAGAGACAUGUUUACUUCUGACCUCGAGAUAGCAAGGUUUGAAGGUGCGGCUAUACGAACUGUUAGUGGCAUCCGUGGUCAAGUGAAAAAAGCUGCAAAAGAAGAAAUCGGCAACCAACCAAAGAAGAAGGGAGGUGUUCCGAAAGAAGGAAUUGCAAGGUGUACGUUUGAGGAUAAAAUUUUGAUGAGUGACAUUGUUUUCCUGCGUGCAUGGACCCAAGUGGAGAUACCUCGCUUCUUCAACCCCUUGACCACUGCUCUGCAACCUCGAAACAAUACUUGGCAGGGAAUGAGGACCGUUUCAGAAUUAAGAAGAGAUAAUAAUUUGCCCAUUCCUGUUAAUAAAGAUUCUCUCUACAAGACAAUAGAGAGAAAGCCAAGAAAGUUCAACCCUUUAGUUAUUCCAAAGUCUUUAGAAUCAGCUUUGCCAUUUUCAUCGAAACCAAAGAAUAUAGCCAAGCGAAAGACGCCUCUUCUUGAAAACCGUAGGGCUGUUGUUAUGGAGCCCCACGAGAAGAGAGUACACGUUCUUGUUCAGCACCUCCAGUUGAUGAGGCAUGAGAAGAUGAAGAAGAAGAAGUUGAAGGAUACUGAGAAGAGGAAAGUGCAUGAAGCAGAGAAGGCAAAACAAGAGGAAGUUUCAAAGAAACGUCAGCGAGAAGAGCGUCGGGGAAGGUAUCGUGAACAAGACAAGCAAAACAAAAGAGUGCGGAAAAACGAUGAUUGAUAGGUGAUGUUAUUUUUUGUCUGGGAAUUUUGGUGGGUCUGUCCCAACUUUGUUAUCAACUGUUUUAAGAUAUGUAACGUUAGAAUUAUAUGUAUGAUUAAUUAAUCAGUCUGAAAUUACUAAAUUAUGGGAAUUGGUAUUAUUACAUUUGAAUUCUUGGGAAUUAUAGUUGAUUUUCUUUUAUUCUA